This is a messenger RNA of Ipomoea triloba (trilobed morning glory), 1778 nucleotides long. RefSeq names its product protein ACCELERATED CELL DEATH 6-like. Gene Ontology annotation, molecular function: protein phosphatase regulator activity; protein phosphatase 1 binding. Gene Ontology annotation, cellular component: plasma membrane. The coding region runs from base 22 to 1503 and encodes 493 amino acids. The record is from RefSeq and is a predicted model, not a curated record. Lineage: Eukaryota; Viridiplantae; Streptophyta; Magnoliopsida; Solanales; Convolvulaceae. The transcript is spliced from 3 exons.
GCAGGUGGUUGAGUGAGGGAGAUGAUAGAGAUGUGGGAUGGUGUGAAAGACACGGCUUUACACAAGGCCGUGCGAAUGGAGCAUUUGGAGGUGGCCAAGUUACUGAUUGAAGAGGAUCCUGAAUUUGAGUACCUUGCCAACGAUGACGGAGAAACGCCGAUUUACAUAGCAGCAGAGUUGCAAUUUCAUGGGUGCUUGGAGGAAAUGCUUAACAAAUGCAUAAAGCCAACCUAUGUUGGACCACUGGGUCGCAAUGCUCUCCAUGCAGCUAUCUUAUCAGGUUUUGGCUACACUAAAAUAUCUAAGUCAAUAAAGAUUCUGUUUUUUGAGUAUCGCACUAAGGGUAGUCGUGGAGAGUUUGCCACAGAAUGCACAAAAUCACUGUUGAAAAAGAAGAUUUGUUUGUGCGAGCAAACUGAUAUUUUUGGUUGGACACCGCUACACUAUGCAAUAAAAAAUAAGAAUAAUAAAGCUGCGCGCAUGAUACUUAAGAGAAAAACACCUGCAACUUACAUUUGUGCUGGGGGCAAUGACGAGUGGACAACAGCAUUCCACAUAGCAGCAAAACAUGGCAAAGUUGAAAUGAUGAAGGAGAUAUCAAAUAGGUGCCCAGAUUGCUGGGAGAUGGUGAAUAGCAAAGGGCAAAAUAUAUUGCAUGAAGCAAUACUGAGUAAGAAUGUGAAUGUGAUACGACAUAUAGAAGAAAGCUCCGACCAAUUUGAAAACCUUGUGACUCACAAAGAUAAGGAUGGCAACACACCACUGCACCUGCUUGCCUUUACUCGCCGCAGCAUUAGGCACCAAUUUAUAAAAGAGCAUCCUAUGCUGAAUUACUUUGCUUUCAAUAAGAAACACCAAACUAUGUUUGACAUGGAUAUUUGGGACGGAAGGCUAAUAUCGGACAGGACUCUCAGGAGUAAACGACUUCUUCUACAUAGUAGAAAAUUUGCUCACCGCAUGAUUCCAGAUCCGGAACACGGAGUGAAUACUCUUCCUACUAUGGAAAAGAGAUUUGAAGCUGUGAUGAAAAUAAGUAAAACACAGGUCGUUGUGGCAACAUUGGUAUUAACGAUGACCUUUGCAGCGGGUAUUGCAGUGCCAGGAGGAUACCACCAAGAAAAAGGAUACCCAUUAUUGUUACAAAACACAGCUUUUAAGGCCUUUAUAAUUGCUGAUACUAUUUCUUUCCUAUGCUCUUUUUGCUCCAUUGCCGUUUACGUUAUGCUGGUGAGAAAAGCCUCACGUUACUCGAGGAGGCGCUUGGAAAUUCUGGCAAUCCUACAUUUUUGGCAGGCUGGAUUGCUUACUCUCGCAUGUUACGGGGUAGUAAUUGCGUUCCUGUGUGCAAUGUAUGCUACUUUAGCACCUUUACGUCCUCUUGCUAUUGCUGAUUUAAUCUUAGGCUUCUUCAUUCCUAUUGUCGUUAACUUAGCUUAUGUGAUGACACACAAAUUGUUAUGGGUACGCAACAAAUUCAGAUUAUAUAAGGCACGGCAACUUUAAUUUAAUUUGCCUAUAAUGAGGUCGCGUGGGUUGUCUCCUACAAAAAAUUUGGAUUAGAGUGGAAGACAUCAAGAGGUUUGGUCCGUUUGGAGGUCUCAUCCCGAUGGGAGAUGUUUUUUAUCCUCUCUGUUUUGUUCAUCUGUUUUUCUUUAUUUAAUUAUUAUGUUGUUUUUCUUUUUUGGUUUUUCCAUGUUCCUUAUGUAUUUCUUUCUUUGUAGUUUGUACUGUGUAUGUUAUGGGUACUGAUGAGUAAAAUAGUGAUAGUAAAAAGACAG